Molecule: messenger RNA, 3726 nt
Organism: Talaromyces atroroseus
Lineage: Eukaryota; Fungi; Ascomycota; Eurotiomycetes; Eurotiales; Trichocomaceae
Product: Pre-mRNA-processing ATP-dependent RNA helicase prp5
Exons: 3
Coding region: 1-3726 (1241 amino acids)
Molecular function (GO): ATP binding; nucleic acid binding; RNA helicase activity
Source: RefSeq, a predicted model, not a curated record
AUGGCUCGCCGCGGGGAUACGCGCUCACCAUCACCUGUAGGCAGCACAUAUUCUUCGUCCAGACGAAGUCGCAGAGAUGAGGACCGAUACGAGAGAAAUGGACGUGAUGAGGGGAGGUCACACCGUCGAUCACGCAGCCCUGAUGUAAGUCUAUGCCAACACCAGUCCUACGGCUAUCAAAUGGCAUACCGCGAUGUCAAUCUAACACAAAGUCUACAACAUCAGAGACGAUAUCGGGAUAGAGAGAGAGAUCGUGAUCGCGACGGCUAUCGGCGACGAGAUCGGUCGGUAGAUAGACGGGAUCGGAAUGGCUACCGGGAUGAACAAAGCUACAGGUCAACCAAACGAGACCGUUCGCGUGACCGACGACGCUCGCCAGACCGACGCUCUGAUCGGGACUAUCGACGGAGGAGCAGGGAACGGGACAGAAGUCGUGAAAAAGAUAAUCGGAGUAGGCGAGAUGACUCCCGCGACCGAGUCCGAAGGCACAGAGACGAUUCUACUGACUCGAGGCGAAAGUCCAGAAGAGACAGCAGAGACAGGUCUUUGAACAGAGACUCCGAUGUAAGGUCACGAGAGGCAUCCAAAACUCCGGCCCCCGCUCCAGUUGCUCAGACAGACCAGGAGAAAAAGGCUGAGCGGCUUGCCAAACUGGAAGCAUGGAAACAAAAACAAGCAGCCGAACGCGAGCGCAAACAACGCGAGCUUGCUGCCGCUGGUGGUGCUCACAGUAUUUUGAAUGAGAUCGACAAGAGAUCAGAGCUUGCCACAGGUGCCCCUGCCCCUAUAUCUCCCAGUACGCCAACUUCGACAGUUGAUUAUGGUGGGAAGUUUGACCCCAGAGCGAUCGCAAAAAAGUCUACCGGUGCUGCGACAGGACCAUCUCUCUUGGGCAAGGACGUCGCUGUUCCUGAUUCUGCUAAAGCUGAUGGUAUAACCAAGGCUAACAAAAUCCCAGUUGCUUCUAGCAAGGCUUCCGGUAAGUGUUUCUACUUUGGCGAAUUUGUUGAAAUCACUGGUUUUAACGCAAUGUUUUCAGUGGUUCCUUUGAAGGCAAGCGGAAAUGUUGGCAAGUUUGGGUUUGGUAAUAAAACCGCCAUCGAAUCCGAAAAAUCUUCCGCCAAGCGUACUUUAGAUUUCGGCGAAGAGGAGUCCACUCGCAAGAAGCUUGAGAAACUGCCUAGCCUUCCACUCGAAGAUGCAAAGGAUACUCCCGACGAUGUGGUUGUGGAAGAUGAUGAUUCCGAUGUAGAUAUGGAGACUGGCACAGAAGAAGAAAACGCAGCAGCGGCGCGAGCAGCCGCGGAGAAGCGAGAGGAACGUCUGCAGAGUCAACAAACUUCUCAAAGCAUUGAGCCUAACGGUGAUGUCGAAAUGGGUGAUGCAGUACCUACAGAGCCGACAGAUAACGGCAUGGCCGUCGAAAAUGCCGAUGAAGAGGAAAUAGAUCCUUUGGAUGCUUUUAUGUCUGGUUUGACAGAAGCAGCUCCUUCCAAGAAAACAAGUAUAGUCAAGUCGGCUAAAAGCAAGCAGCAGCAGCCGCAAGCUAUAUUCGGUGACGAAGAUGAGGUGGAUAUGUCAGCUGUGGCUGAGGGUGACACGGAUGAUUUCCUCGCGAUAGCCAACAAGGUCAAGAAGAAGAAAGAUAUUCCCGCCGUCAAUCACGCAAAGGUUGAAUAUGAGCAAUUUCGGAAAAGCUUCUAUACCGAGCCCCUUGAUUUGGCCGAGAUGACCGAAGAAGAAGUAGCUAAUUUGAGGCUCGAACUUGAUGGCAUCAAGGUUCGUGGAGUUGACCCGCCCAAGCCGAUUCUGAAAUGGUCUCAAUGUGGUCUUGGUGUACAGACAUUGGACGUGAUUGGUAAGCUUGGCUAUGAAAACCCAACUUCAAUCCAGAGCCAGGCUCUUCCUGCUAUCAUGUCCGGAAGAGACGUCAUUGGUGUUGCUAAAACAGGAUCUGGAAAAACCGUUUCUUUCCUCCUACCUAUGUUUCGUCAUAUUAAAGACCAACGUCCACUGGAAAAUAUGGAAGGCCCGAUCAGUCUCAUCAUGACGCCUACGAGAGAAUUAGCAACCCAAAUUCACAAGGAUUGCAAGCCUUUCUUAAAAGCACUGAACCUCCGUGCUGUAUGUGCUUACGGUGGUGCGCCAAUCAAAGACCAGAUCGCCGAGCUGAAACGAGGAGCAGAGAUCGUCGUUUGCACACCUGGCAGAAUGAUUGAUCUUCUAGCUGCUAAUUCUGGGCGGGUCACAAAUUUGCGACGAGUCACUUAUGUGGUACUCGACGAGGCUGAUCGAAUGUUUGAUAUGGGAUUUGAGCCACAGGUUAUGAAGAUCAUGGCGAAUAUUCGACCCACCAGGCAGACUGUAUUGUUCUCUGCUACAUUCCCUCGUAAUAUGGAAGCUCUGGCACGGAAGACUUUGACCAAGCCAGUGGAAAUCAUCGUUGGUGGCAGGAGUGUGGUUGCACCUGAGAUCACACAGAUUGUUGAAGUUCGCAACGAGAGCAGCAAGUUUCUGCGACUUCUAGAACUUCUCGGCAAUUUGUACUCUGACGAAGCCAAUGAAGAUUCUCGAACGCUCAUCUUUGUCGAUCGCCAGGAAGCUGCGGAUAGCCUACUGCGCGAAUUGAUGCGCAAGGGCUAUCCUUGCAUGUCCAUUCAUGGAGGUAAAGAUCAAAUUGAUCGCGACUCUACUAUUGAGGAUUUCAAGGCUGGCGUCUUUCCGGUUUUGGUUGCGACAUCAGUUGCUGCUCGUGGUUUGGAUGUGAAACAAUUGAAACUGGUUGUCAAUUACGAUGCACCAAAUCAUUUGGAAGACUAUGUUCAUCGAGCCGGACGAACGGGACGUGCUGGAAACACAGGAACGGCGGUAACUUUCUUGACUGAGGAUCAAGAACGAUAUUCAGUGGAUAUUGCUAAGGCACUCAAACAAAGUGGCCAGGAAGUCCCAGCCCCGGUACAGAAACUGGUUGAUUCAUUCUUGGAGAAGGUCAAAGCCGGUAAAGAGAAAGCUUCUGCAUCUGGCUUCGGGGGGAAAGGAUUGGAACGUCUGGAUCAGGAGAGAGACGCGGCACGGAAUCGCGAACGCAAGACGUACCGUACCGGCGAGGAGGGCGAAGAGGAAGAGCGUGAAGAAACGAAAGAGAAGAAAGGCGAAGAUCAAUUCGCCAAGGCUGCUUCCGCUAUUCAAUCCGCUACUGCUGCUGCUGUUACUCCCAUGCCAGGUGUUCCGAAGGGCAUCGACCUGGACGGCAAGAUCACAGUUCACAAAACUGAGAAACCAGCUGCUGGAAAGCCGUCAAAUGAUCCUCUGGACAAGGUUGGUUCAGCUGUUGCAGAUAUCCAUGCACGCCUGAACCGUGCUGGAGUGAUGAGAACCGGUGUUCCGAUUGACAACAAGGGACCUGAUGCAGGAGCAUUCCAUGCGACUCUUGAAAUCAACGACUUUCCUCAAAAAGCACGUUGGGCCGUCACCAACCGUACCAAUGUCGCCAAGAUCCUUGAAGCAACCGGCACUUCCAUCACUACCAAAGGAAGCUACUAUCCUGCGGGCAAGGAGCCAGGGCCUGGCGAAAACCCUAAACUAUACAUUCUUGUUGAAGGUGAUACGGAGCUGGUCGUAACGAAUGCUAUGCGAGAAUUGAUGCGGUUGCUGAAAGAAGGUACAAUUGCAGCGGCGGAUAGUGAAGCUAGGGCACCGACUAGUGGACGGUAUAAUGUUGUCUGA